Molecule: messenger RNA, 2709 nt
Organism: Closterium sp. Yama58-4
Lineage: Eukaryota; Viridiplantae; Streptophyta; Zygnematophyceae; Desmidiales; Closteriaceae
Source: the annotation of a GenBank genome assembly
AUGGGGUGUGGCAGGGCUGGGAGCAGUGGUUAUACCGACCCUGGCAUCACAGCGUUCUCCCUGCCCUCAACUCCCACGGGAGGGGAAGCAGCAGCAGCAGCAGCAGCAGGAGCAGCAGUGGAAUCGGCUCAGGAACAAGCGUUUCUCUCGUCCUCCCUGUCGUCGCUGCAGUCUCGAAAGCCCUGGGGCAUCAUACCACACACCUCCUCUGCUGGCGAUGCAGCCGGUGCAGAGGAAGAGGAGUCCGUCCCUCCCCUGCCCCAUCUACUGCAUCACCUGCUCAACCACUCAACGGCAGACACCAGCAGUCCCACUGGCGCGGGGCAGCAUUGCCCUACUGAAGGGCCCGGGGAAUCUGCUACUAGCAGUGCCUUGGCUGUAGCUUCUUUGGGUGCGACAGCUGCCCCGGGUGCUACAGCAUCUACAGCUGCUCGCCUGUCGCUCCACCUGACCCCCCCACCAGGAGAGCUGGAUAUUUCGGUCGACAGCCCUGCUGCCGGCCUUAGAGAGUCUGCUGGAGCGUCUUCAGGUGCUGUUGCUGUGUCAGGUGCUGAUUCAGGUGCUGCUGCAUGUGCCGCUUCAGGUGCUACCUCAGGUGCCGAUUCAGGUGCUGACACUUCAGGUUCUGGUGCUCCUAUAUCAGGUGCACCUGUUUCAGGUGGCGUGUCAGGUGAAACCACAGGUUUAGAGACAAGUGGCAAAGGGAAUCCAACGGCUGAAGCAGCACCUAAGGACACAGCAGCAGCAGGAACUAACAGCAACGGAGGCUCAUGUAUUGACACAGGAAACGGGAAAGGCGUUGAAGGGGGAACAGAGACGGGGGAUUUAGCAGCAGCAGUAGCAGCAGCAGCAGCAGCAGCAGCGACAGCGGCAGCAGCAAAAGUAGCUCCUCCGAAUUCUCUCCCCCUAUCCUCUCUUCGCCGCCCGGCCUCAGCCCAGAGCCCGCUAUCUUCCAACUCCCGCCACCGCCGGGCGGCGUCAGAAGCCCGCGAUUUCCUCCACGAGCUGGGAGCGCGCCGCCCGGCCUUCAUGAACAGUGUCGCGAAAUGCGGCCUGCGGGCGGCACAGCACGGCAGGAGUGCAUCUGUAGCGGUGCUUCCAGGGGCGGGAGGCAGGGGAGGCGUGGGCUCAGGGGAUGGGGUUUGGGUUGGUAAGAUUGCCGAUGGUGUAAUGAAUGUUGCUGGUGAAGCUGGUGCUGGUGACGCUGGUGAUGAUGUGGAUAAAAUUGCUGUUGGUAGUGGGGGUGCUGGUUGGGAGAGGUUUCCAAGAAACAGCAGCAGCGGGGGUGGUGGCAGGGGUGAGAAGGGCCAGAUGAGUCGGCUUGGGCGGCAUCGGUCGUCUGCUUCCUUGGAGAUGCCGCACCGGCCGUUCACUGCUGAGAGCUGGCAGCAUGUGGGGGAGGUGGAUCAGGGGCAGACUUUCUCCGUGAUGGCGUCCGCAACCGUCUCCGCUCCGUCCGCUGCCUCCGCCCGUCUUGCGGGGCCUUCCGCCGCGAGAUGCGGGCAUCCUGACACGUGUUCCCUCUCACCAUCCUCCGCUGGCGUCGCCAGACGCGCCUCCGCCGCCCUUACGAGCGACUUUCUCCCAUCGCGACCCGUGAAGGGGCAGGCGCUGCGGGCUUCAACGGGCCGCAAACCGCGAGCAACCUCCGGGCGCCCUGGCCACGUGUUCGCGUCUGCUGAUGUCGCGCAGCUGCGCGGGGCGCGCGAGGCGAUUAAGGACAUCAUCACGAGCAAGUCGUGCAACCCCAUUCUCAUUCGUCUGGGCUGGCAUGAUGCAGGGACAUUCGACAAGAGCGUGGGCGAGUGGCCGAAGCAGGGCGGCGCCAACGGCAGCAUUCGCUUCCGCCCCGAGAUCGACCACGGUGCCAACAAGGGGCUGGCGGGGGCCAUCGCGCUGCUACAGCCGGUCAAAGACGCCUUCCCUGCUGUUAGCUGGGCUGACCUGUUCCAGCUUGCCAGCGCUACAGCCGUUGAGUUUGCAGGCGGACCCGUCAUCCCCAUGAGGUAUGGCCGAGUGGACGCCACCAGCCCUGAGGACUGCACACCUGAAGGCAACCUGCCAGAUGCGGGCCCCCCCUCCCCUGCUGAUCACCUGCGCAAGGUGUUUUACCGCAUGGGACUCAACGACCAGGAGAUAGUGGCGUUGUCAGGAGCACACACAUUGGGGAGGGCCCAUGCGGAUCGCAGCGGCUGGGGCAAGGAGUCCACCAAGUACACGAAGGAUGGGCCGGGUCGGCCUGGAGGCUCCUCAUGGACCGUGCAGUGGCUCAAGUUCGACAACUCAUAUUUCAAGGACGUGAAGGCCAAGCAGGAUGAGGACCUGCUGGUGCUGCCCACCGACGCUGUUCUCUUCGAGGACCCGGGCUUUAAGGUCUAUGCAGAGAAGUACGCAGCAGACCAGGCGGCGUUCUUCAAGGACUAUGCAGCAGCGCACAAGGCACUGAGCGAACUGGGAGCCAAGUUUGACCCGCCCCAGGGGGUGACUCUGGAGGCAGAGGGGCCUCGCCCCGUGAAGUUUGUGGCGGCUGAAUACUCAUCCGGGAAUACCCAGACGGAGUUGUCGAGUGCCAUGAAGAAGAAGUUACGAGACGAAUACAUUGGGCUGGGCGGCAGCCCCGACCGCCCGCUGCAAACCAACUACUUCCUGUACAUCAUUCUUGGCGUGGCAGUGCUCGCCAUGCUCACAAAGCUCACAGGAGCUAUUUAA